UGCGAUAACCGUUGUUCAGUGGAGGCUAGGCGUGUCGCAAGACAAAAGUGAAACUUGCAAAAUGUUGUUGAUGUUCGAAGACCAGCACAAGGAACACUUAUCGUUCCUUGAAAAAGUCAGCCCAGAUGUUGUCAAAGAAUUUUGCAGAAUUAGUAUGGGGUUCAUCAGAAAAGGAACCAACACAAAAAUUUUCCAAGGAGCAGCACAGAAGCUGAAUGUGGAUGUUGACACAGUACAACACGGUGUAGAGGGCCUCAUGUACCUACUGACAGAGAGCUCCAAACUCAUGUUGAAUGAGAUAGAUUUCCAAGACUCCAUAAUGACCCUUGGAUUUGAGGAAGACACCAGGCAGACCUUACUAGAGAUAUACCUACAGAACCGACGAGAAAUCAGAACCAUUUUAUCAGAAAUGACCAUGGAUCUUCCCCACUACCACAACUUAGAAUGGAGAUUUGAUGUGAAGUUGGCCAGCAGGUCACUCAGAAGACAGACGACACCGACUAUUCUGUUUAAACUGCAGACGGAUGACUCCGGGGUCAAGGACACUACAGUCUUACAGACUGACCCCGUGAACUUGUUACAUUUAACCAAAGUCCUAGACGAGGCUCUUCAAGAAAUGAAGUCCCCAUACUGCAGAAGAAUAGUUAGAAAUAUUAAGUGAUUUAAAAGUAUACACUAUAAUUAAGUGAUUUAAAAGUAUACACUAUACAGCACGUUUUUUAAUCAACCUCAUGUCAAUGGAUGUCAUGGUGCUAAGUGCUCUUCUGAAAUGAAACAAUUAUUAUUAAGUAACCAAGACAGCUUCCCUGCUGAAGUGGAUUUCUGGUCAGUGCAGAUAUGCGUACAGAAAUUCGAAAAAAGCUACCGUCUUGCCAUGCAGUGAAGAGAUGGAAAAAUUGCGAUAUUAUCAUCCAAUUUAAUAAGUAGGUACAUAUGCAUAUGGAUUGCAGGAACAUGUGCCUGGUAUAAAUUUUGCUAUGUAUUGUAUUCAUUUGUUUAAAAAUAGAUAGAAUUUUUCAAA
This is a messenger RNA of Ostrea edulis (European flat oyster), 1021 nucleotides long. RefSeq names its product COMM domain-containing protein 2-like. NCBI's taxonomy places the organism in Eukaryota, Metazoa, Mollusca, Bivalvia, Ostreida, Ostreidae. The record is from RefSeq and is a predicted model, not a curated record. Bases 62 to 661 code for a protein of 199 amino acids. The transcript has 5 exons.